CGCGAUCGGCGGGUCCGCCAAUUUCUCCAGGCCCGGGCACCCCCUGUCACCCGGCUUCUGUUCGCCUGCCUGCACGACUGGCCUUCCUGUCCCAUUUCUAUUCUCAUCCAACAUAAAACAUGCCCACGCCUCAGAUGCCCGUCGUGUGCCGUUACAACCCCAUACUAUUAAUCCUCACUACUCCCCUCCUCCUCCUCCACUGACUCUGCCGACUCCUCUCUCCCUCCCCUGCUCCUCCAUCACUCGUCUCCUUCUACUUCCACCACAGCCACUCCUUUCAGCUCUCUCUUUCACUCAACUCUGACCACCUCCUUUCCCUAACCACGGUCCGCCCUAUUCUCACUCAUUUCAUCCUGUCGCCUCCUCCCAACACCACCCUUCCCUCUGGAAAUUGAUGGGCUCGACUACCCCCUGCCACCCAACCAUCAAAACACAAACGGCCCUCUACCACCACCACCGCCGCACCUACAUCUUCCCCUCAACCCUCGCUCCUACCUCCACCGACACAGGAGCACCGCCUUCCAUACAAUCUCUCUUCCUCCACGUACCAAUGCAUCGCAGGCCCUCGAUUGCGCUGCGUCCCAAGACCUCGUCUGCCGUCGACGACUCUCACCCGUCUAGCAGCUUCGAGCCAAGCAUGAAGAGGACCGCCUCUCAAACCUUCAGCACCCACACCAGCGAGUCGCGCGAUGCCGCCAUGUCCUUGGGCCCCGUCCAGGAGGGCAUGAGCGCUCAAUAUGCUUCUUCCUCUCAGUUCAACACCCACUCUUCGGGUCACACCAGCUCGCUGUCGCUGUCGCGCGCCACCCACAUGCUCGAGGGCAGCUUCAAGCAGAUCCGUCGCAAACUUUCCUCUUCGUCUACUUCAAAUCGCCGUCCUUCCCUCGUCAACUUGUUCGAGCCCCCUACCAAGUCCAGUGCCGACCACCUACGCCUGCCUCUCCCACACCAAGAUUCGGGUCUUCCAAUCUUGCCCCAACAGAAUGAUACAUUUCCUCACCAUCCCUCCGCUUCUCAUAAAUACAUACCCAUGUUGCGACGCUUCUCGAGUCUUCGUCGUCGCCCUGCUGCCUCCGGCCCCUCGGGCGACUUCGCAAAAUACAAUCCAGUCCCGCCUCCUAUCCCUAGCAACUAUCCCGUGCAAGCCCCUGGUGCUGCUGCAAGGCAGUCCGCCGCUGCCGCCAACGAUGCGAGGCAGUCCCAACUUCGGAGGGAGCAAGAGCAAACACGGCGCUUUUUGGAGGGAGGCGUGAUUCAGAACAAUAUGGAGGAAGUUAUCAAGGAUAGUGAGAGUGGUGUGGGCAUGAUGUGCUCAUCUCCCAUCAACCGCAACGAUGGUGCGACAGAGAAGAAGAUGGUGGAUCCUUUGGAUAUACUCCCCGCCGAAAUCACUACAAUCAUUCUCUCAAAUCUCGAUGCCCCUUCGCUCAUCCAGGCCGAACUAGUCUCGAAGCGCUGGCACGAAAUCGCUUCCUCUCCUCACGUCUGGAGGGGUGUCUUUCUCCGCAAAUUCGAACCUACAGUGCAUGUGUCACCUACUCCAAUCCAAAUGGGCGGUAUCGGCGUUGGCAAAUUCACCAAGCUUGGGAAAACCGCACCGGGACAGGACUGGAAGAAAAUGUUCCAGGCACGCAAGACAAUUAACCGACGCUGGAAAGCCUGCUCGCCGAGCGCCAUCUAUCUCAAUGGUCACACCGACUCCGUCUACUGUUGCCAGUUUGACGAAGACAAGAUCAUCACAGGUUCCCGUGAUCGCACAAUCCGUGUAUGGAGCAUGAAAACGUAUGAGUGUGUCAAGGUCAUCGGGGGUCCGACGCAUCGUCCUCUUCCUAACACACCACACCAGCUAGAUACUCACAAAGAUACAAAAGUCAACAAGCCGUCUCUUAACGGAACCACCAAAGGAAAUGAGAUCUAUCACGUUCCCGCCGAUUACCACGACGCUUCCAUCCUUUGCCUCCAGUAUGAUGACGAAAUCAUGGUCACCGGAUCUUCUGAUCACACUUGUAUUGUUUGGGAUAUAACUGGAGACCAUUUCGUACCGCUUCACCGCUUGAGGGGCCACCAGGCUGGUGUGCUAGAUGUCUGCCUGGACAAGAAACACAUCAUAUCGUGCUCCAAAGAUUCCGCUAUUAUUGUCUGGGAUCGACAAACUGGACGUCAGAUCCGUACUUUGCAAGGCCACCGCGGGCCUGUCAACGCCGUUCAGCUUCGCGGUAACCUGCUUGUCUCGGCAUCUGGAGAUGGUGUAGCGAAAUUAUGGAACCUCGAUUCUGGCAAUGAGUCUAUCAAGGACUUCCCAUCCGAAGACAGGGGAUUGGCGGCGGUUGAGUUCUCCGAUGAUGCCAAUAUUGUACUUGCUGGUGGUAAUGAUCAUGUGGUGUACAAAUUCGAUGCGACGACUGGCAAGUUGCUUCACACCUCCCAACGCCACGGUGGUCUUGUCCGGUCACUUUUCUUGGAUGCCUUCAACGGCCGGAUCAUAUCAGGUUCCUAUGACCAGAGUAUCCGAAUUGCCGACUAUAACACUGGAGAAGUCUUUGCCAAUUACGAAAACUGGACGACUAGCUGGAUCCUCUCAGCAAAGAGCGACUACCGCCGGGUUGUGGCGACGAGCCAAGAUGGCCGCACACUCAUUCUUGAUUUUGGAUGGAACGUGCAGGGCAGUGAGAUGCUUAUUGGCGACAAGUGA
Periconia digitata is the source of this 2692-nucleotide messenger RNA. The record is from the annotation of a GenBank genome assembly. NCBI's taxonomy places the organism in Eukaryota, Fungi, Ascomycota, Dothideomycetes, Pleosporales, Periconiaceae.